Xyrauchen texanus (razorback sucker) is the source of this 3721-nucleotide messenger RNA. RefSeq names its product ALG11 alpha-1,2-mannosyltransferase (gene alg11). Gene Ontology annotation, cellular component: endoplasmic reticulum membrane. Lineage: Eukaryota; Metazoa; Chordata; Actinopteri; Cypriniformes; Catostomidae. Bases 80 to 1582 code for a protein of 500 amino acids. The record is from RefSeq and is a predicted model, not a curated record. Gene Ontology annotation, molecular function: GDP-Man:Man(3)GlcNAc(2)-PP-Dol alpha-1,2-mannosyltransferase activity. The transcript has 5 exons. Gene Ontology annotation, biological process: protein N-linked glycosylation.
AAACUUUAAAGAAGAAGAAGCUGAAUAGUGACAUCAGCGGUUCCGCUUUCUGCCGAGUGUUGUGUUGUCAUAUGUGAACAUGUCAUCGCACGAUAACCUGUCUCUCUGUCUAUGCGAUUUAAUGAGGUUAUUAUGGUCACUGCUGUUGCCUUCCCUCUAUUUGAGUCUUGUCCUGACAGCCAUCCUCUUCAUCUUCAUCAUGGGGGUCAGAGCCUGGCUGCAGAUGAAGAGGAAGACCAGGAGAGCUCAGGAUGACCAGCCUGCUGUGGCCUUCUUUCACCCAUACUGCAAUGCGGGCGGAGGUGGAGAGAGAGUGCUGUGGUGUGCUUUACGUGCUCUUCAAAACAGGUACCCGGAUGUUUCCUUUGUGGUCUACACAGGAGACCAGGGUGUCACUGGAGAACAGAUCUUAAAUGGAGCAAGGCAGUGCUUCAACAUCAUACUCCCUCGACCCGUUAAGUUUGUGUUCUUGAAACAUCGCCUCUUGGUGGAGGCGAAACUUUAUCCACACUUUACUCUUUUGGGGCAGAGUGUGGGCUCCAUCUUUCUGGGGUGGGAGGCUUUGACUGAGUUUGUCCCAGAUAUCUACAUUGACUCCAUGGGCUACACCUUCACCUUACCUGUGUUCCAUUACCUGGGGGGUUGUCACGUGGGAAGUUACGUGCACUACCCCACCAUCAGCACUGAUAUGCUGUCUGUGGUUCGAGAAAGGAAUCCGAGGUUCAAUAAUGCAGACUACAUUUCCAGUAACCCUGUACUGAGUGCUAUCAAAGUGAUUUACUACUGUGUUUUUGCACUGCUCUACGGCCUGGCUGGCUCCUGUAGUGACGUGGUCAUGGUAAAUUCCACCUGGACAUUAGGUCACAUACUGGCUCUAUGGCGCGCUCCCAACUGUACCAGUGUGGUCUACCCACCUUGUGAUGUUCAGGCCUUUCUGGACAUACCUCUGGAGGAAAAGGCUCAGGAGAAAGAAAACAAAAAGUGUCACUCUGUUGUCUCUGUGGGUCAGUUCCGCCCUGAAAAGGACCAUCAACUGCAGAUCAGGGCUUUCAGAAAACUUCUAGACAGGAAGGGGGUGGAGUCUGCUAGUGGAAAGACUCUGAAACUGGUGUUGAUUGGUGGAUGUCGUAACCAGGAAGAUGAAGACAGGGUACUGAUGCUUAGGGGCUUGUGCCAGGAGCUGGGCAUGGCAGACAGGGUGGAGUUUAAACUCAAUAUUCCAUUUGAGGAACUGAAACAAGAUCUUACAGAUGCCAUGAUCGGGUUGCACACAAUGUGGAAUGAACAUUUUGGUAUUGGUGUGGUGGAGUGCAUGGCUGCUGGAACAAUCAUUCUGGCUCACAAAUCUGGUGGUCCUAAGCUGGACAUUGUUGUGCCCUAUGAUGGUGGUUCAACAGGCUUCCUGGCAGAUGAUGAAGACAGCUAUGCAGAUGCAAUAGAACGAAUCCUUUCAAUGACUCCUGCUGCUCGGUUAGAGAUUCUGCGACGGGCCCGUCAGUCCGUCAACCGCUUUUCAGACCAGGAGUUUGAAGGCUCCUUCCUUGCAGCUGUGGAGCCUCUGAUGUCAACAUUGGUGCUUUGAGAGUGAGGGAGUGUGGGAGGGUACUCUCAGUCCUGAAUGACUAUAGAAAAUCAGCCCAAUAUUGUUCAGUCUAGUUCACAAGCUUGUGCUGGCCCCAUAGUGCUGACUGUUAAUCAUCCCAUUUCUAGAGCAGAAGUGAGGAAUUUAUACAGAUUUGUCUUGUAAACAUUGUUAAGAAACAUCACUAGGGUGAGGGAUGCAUCAUGGAAAAUACUGGUUGUUCUGCUUUAACAACAUGACUCAAUGCUUUGAAACAGUGACAUUUAAUUAAAUGUUUAAGCACUGAUUAGAAGGCAUUUGUUGUUUAUUGAAAAGCAAACAUAUUGUUCAUAUAUGUUUUUGUGUUAAGUCAAAUUAUAUGAUAAAUUAAUUAUAUAAUUAUACUUGUAAAUUAUAUUAGCUUUGUUUUGUCUCACAACAGCAGGUUUCAGAGGAUUUCACAACAAAACUACAUUGUAUUAAAAAAGCUAAAUAGUGCAUAAUCUUGAUUUACAUAUUGAUUUUUUUAAGACUGGUGUACUGGAAAUGCAACAAAAUGUUUGGAGAUUUCUCAAACUGAUGUCAAUUCUGGACGUUGUUUUUUUUAGCAGUGUUUCUGUUACAUUAUUCUCAUAUUUGUCUCCUACGCACAGCUGUUCAAACCUAAUACAAUAUCUAAACCACCUCCAGUAGCAGAUAAGAUUUUUUUCCAAGUGCAAUUUACUGAAACGCCAUAGAUUCUAGGUAAGAGAAGUACAUUGAGUCAACUAGACACAGUAGAAGAGAGGUCAAAUUAAACAGGCCAUAGUACUCAAGGGAGAUUAAAGUAAAACCAGUCUACAUGGGGUAGACAUCAUAAUUGUCCUUUUUUGUAGAGUUUGGGAGUUCCUGGUGAGAAUAAAUCCCUUUGACAGAAAAAUGUACUGACCAUUAUCUGAACCAAACUGAUUCUUUUUGAUCUUCACUUUAGAUUAAUACACACUCUGAAAAAAGGCUCCUUAAUGGUUCUUUAAAAAUAACAAAUGUUCUACCACAUCUACCUAAAGAACCAUUUUAUUUUAGGUUUAAAGGAAUCGUUCAGCCAAAAACGACAAUUGUCAUUAUUUACUCACCCUCAACCCAUAUGACUUUCUUCUGCAGAACGCACACAGACUAUAUAUAUAUAUAUAUAUAUAUAUAUAUAUAUAUAUAUAUAUAUACACUGGUGGCCAAAAGUUUGGAACAAUGUACAGAUCUUGCUCUUAUGGAUAGAAAAUAGUACUUUUAUUCAAUAAAGUGGCAUUCAACUGAUCACAAAGAAUGGUCAGGACAUUACUGAUGUAAAAAAACAGCACCAUCACUAUUUGAAAAAAGUCAUUUCCAGCAGCCAUCACUCCAACACUUUGUCCUUGAGCAAUCAUGCUAAAAUUGCUAAUUUGGUACUACAAAAUCACUUGCCAUUACGAUACACACUACAUAAAACAAAAAUGGGAAAUUGAAGCAAACUUAAAAGUGACGGAUGAGGAAUGGGAGGAUCUCACUCAACAAAUAUGGAGAGUGACAUCAUCCCUAACCUGGAGGGAACAUGGAUGGAAAAACUUAAUGAGAUAUUUUAGAACUCCAGCUCAGACAAAAUAUCGGGAUACAAUCUGUUGGCGGGGAUGUGGGGAAAAGAGUGCUAAUCAUGUUCAUGUUUUUUGGAGUUGUCCUUCGAUGGUGAAAUAUUGGAUGGAACUCAAACAAUGUAUGGACAAGAUUUUACAGAUUGAUCUACCUUUCACUUUUGACACACUUUAUUUGGGAAGACUUAAUAUGCAAGGUAAAAAGAAUCUGAAUUGUAAAAUGUUUAAAAUCAUGUUACUAGCAGGAAAAAAGGGAAUUACUAGGAAAUGGCUUAAGGUGGAAGCGCCAAGAAAGGAAAAUUGGGUUGAUGUGAUGCAUGAUAUAUACGUUAUGGAGAAACUGACUUCCACUUGUAGACUUGAAAUGGAUUCUUGAAAUUUAUUCGGCCAAUAAGAUCAGACUUUGUGUGAAAUAUAAUAUCUGAGGCUCUCCCCUGUUUUUGUUUUUGCUACCAUUUUGUUUGUUUGCUUUGUUUUUGUUUUAUUAUUUUUUUCAUUUAUUUAUCUUUUUGUUUCAUGGAAAAAAGAUGUAGUAGGACAAGAUAAAAAUGUUGUAUAA